Molecule: messenger RNA, 507 nt
Organism: Aureobasidium musti
Lineage: Eukaryota; Fungi; Ascomycota; Dothideomycetes; Dothideales; Saccotheciaceae
Source: the annotation of a GenBank genome assembly
AUGGGAUCUACGGGAAGACAGGGCACAGAUUCACUCUUCUCGAUGGAUCAAGGAUCUGUUCCGAUCAACCACCACGACAACCUGGACAUCAUGACGGCACAAUUGAGGACGCAAUUCUACUACGCACGAUUUAUGAUUUACCGGCCAUUUGUUUACAAGGCUCUACACUUCCCUGAGCUGAUGACGGAAGAGGAUCAAAUAUGCUGUGCUCUCGCAAUCCAAUCGGCGUGUCUAUGGCCACUGGUACUUGCGCCGCCGAAGAACAAGAAGCGAUUGGUACCGCAUCUGUUCACAUGGACACAAAAUUUCGUGGGCAUAUUGCUUAUCCUGCGCCUGACGACGGAGAACGAAUGCUUGAAGAAGAUUUGUAAUGAGAGGGUGAACCGUAAGGAUCUGGAGCAGACGACGACAUUGAUGUUGGAGUGGAUUCAGGACAUCAAGCAAGUGGAUGGAAUUGCGGAGUGGAGCUGGAAGAUGCUGGGACCGCUGUACUCGAGGCAUGGAUGA